AUGUUUAAAAAUCGGAAGUCCACGUUACUGGCAAAGAAGCAGUCAGAUUUAGUGACGAUCCAAGAGACGGAGUCGCUGGCAAGUACCGGCUCGAGUGGUCAACAGCCAAAGCAGCGUCGAUUGAACGAGCCAACGGAAAAUGUGGAAGAAAACGACCCGUUCGGCAGUCAGUUCUCUAUUCCAGCCAGCCAGCUAAACAGUCAGCGUCGGUACUUGUCCCAGCGAAGCAAUCUGCAGAAGUCGCAAAGCGCCCGAACCUCUCGUCGUGUUCCGGUGAACUACUACGAAACAGUCCUGCUGAAAUGUGCUCUCGAGUUGGAUGACCCAGUGUCAGUCGUGCUACGUUGUGAACCGUUGGCUUUUGUACGUCAGCUGCGGACCAUACUUCGCAGCAGUCCAGAGUUUCCCCGAAACGUAAAAGAUUUCGUAAAUGGUGUUGAGCAAGUUAGUCGCCAACGGGAGGAAUUUCGAAAAUUGCUGGAAUGUUGUCAGAUGCAGAAUCCAACAACGCACGAAAGGAAACCGGUCCAGGAGAGCCUGAUGAAGUUGUUGUUGUGUGUUGAUUUCAUGCAGCUUGAGCUGAUCGGUUUACUGUUUGAUUACGUGGAGCGGUCGGCAUCGGAAUCGGUGGAUGCGGUCGGCUUGGCUGGUUUGGUGCUGUCGCAAAUCAAAUUCAUCGAUCAUACCUCUCACGGAACGUUUGUAUUCAACCGUUAUUUUGGAGUGCUUGAGCGAUCUGGACGAAACAGACAACUGAUGGAAGCGGCCAUGGUUUCACUGGAGGAUGUAAUUGAUGUUACUAAACAUGAUGCAGCCUUUCGGCGGAUAUUGGAUCUGUUUCCUCGUGCUGGUGAUUUGUUUACGAUCUCCAAUGUAACGGUGUUUUGUGAAAUGUGCUUGAACAACAGCACUCUGCGGACGACACGACAAAAAAUUCUGGAUUACGUGGAGAGUGGUUGCGACGUUGAAAGUUUUCCUAUAUUGGUGAGAUUCCUGCUUAAGUUCAACAGUGUCGAAUUGGAUGGUCUGCACGAUAAUAUUCAGCUAAGUCGGCAGGUCAUUGAACGUUUGGUGCAACUACGCGAGGAUUCCGGACCCACAAGUAGGUGCCUUACAGAAAUCUUUCAGUUUAUCCUACAAGCGCUGACCGUUUCCACUCUGUUGUACGAAUCGUGGAUUAAAUAUUGUCGACUGUUGACGGACGAGGAGUCACACAUGUCGUUGGAUUUGCUGAUAAUGCUGAUGAUGCUCAAAGUAAAUGAGAUUCGGAGCGGUACGGUUCAAAAAAUGCUUAUCAACAAAAUAAGAAAAGGUCAUGUAACUAUUUCCCACAUGAAAGACCUUACGAGAAAUUUUGGAUGCGUCCUCAAAACGCACCUCGACGGAGUGCUAGAUUUUGUCGAGUGUUGCUUGAAGGAAAGGCAAAGUGAGGUGUGCGAAUUCGGUGUGAAGUCGAUGGGGUAUCUUUUCUCAGCAGACAGCAUGAAUAAUCGAAUGGUUUUAAACAAGCUGGUCGGGUUCAUGUGCGAGAUGGCAUUAAUCAAUGAAGGCCGACGUAAUGACCACAUGAUCGCCGUUUGUAUGGAUGCUUUGUCUACUAUCUACGAAAACUAUCCAACGGAUAUUCGGCACAAUGCUCACGUACUGUUAAAAAUAAUGGAAAUUUCACUGGAUUUAACGUUGCAACAGUAUCGGAUGGCGGUUGAGUUAAUUUGCGAUGCAAUACGCAUUCCCGACAGUCCACUGGAGAGUAAUGAAACAUGGGACGACUUGAAUAUCAUCAUCAAAAAGCAAUUGUUGAGUGCAAAUAAGGAGAUCAAGAAAAAAGGUGUCGUAGGAGUGGUUUGCCUCAUUCAUCACAUGUUAAAGAAUUCGUCCACAACUAGCUCAGAGUUGAACAGCAGCUUCGAUUCGGAAAAGACGAUUGAAACGGCCAGCGACAUUCCAACCGCAGCCGGUCGGGAAAUAGGAAACAUGAUUAAUAUGAUGCUGACAUCAUCCAACGAAUCGACGGAUAUUCUCGCGCUCUGUUACGACGAAUUAGCAGAAAUGUUACAAGCUUUCGCACGCAAUGUUGGCAAACCGGAGAAAGCUUUUUCCGUAUGGCUGUGUGACGUUUUAACGAAUGAUUUUCAAAACUAUUUCAUCGUGGAAGAAAUUCCAUCUGGCGGUCCCGUACAAUACGCAAAGAAAUUAUGCAUCAAUGAUGUCUCGGAUUUAGAGAACACAAAUACCGAAGCAUACUCAAUAGCUGUCAACAUCGCUGAGAAUAUGCUGACCUUCAACAGCCGUUACUCGUCGAUGUGCUUCUUUUUGUCCAUGUUCAAAUUGAUGAAAACCCUCCAAGCGAUCCGUUACGAGGGCAACCUUGAAUCUAUCAAUGCUCUACUGGGAUGUGCUGUUAUUGUUCCAAUCUUCUACGAGGAAGCCGAGGAAAAAAUCCUGCUAGAAACCUAUGAAGAGGACAUCUGUCGUCAGCUGCUGGAUGCAUACUUUUACGUAGCAAACUGGUUCCGUGAGUUGAUUAACGCUUUCAUCACCCAGAAAGAUACCCUAAUGCAUCGAAAAGUGCUACAAAGACUGUCUGCUUUAGUGGAUUUGGAGCAGCGCCUGGCAGGACUGCUGCGUCAAGUGGAUUUCGAUUAUUACCCACCCACGUGCGAUUUUUCUAUCACCGUGCAGCUGAAACCGUCGAAGCAUGUUCCCAAAGAAUCAACCUCUAAGCAAAACAUCACUCUUAAUGCUACUAAAACGCAACUGCCUGCUACCGGAAAACCGCGCAAAACAGAAGAUUUAUCUGAAUUCGACACCGAAACAACAUUACUGCGCCAUCGUAAGGGGUUCAGACUAAUGGAAAGUAGUUCAAUCCAAAUCUUUCGGGAAUCGCUGCAUUUGUGUCAAACUCUACCGAAUGAUAAAAUCGGAACCAGCAUCAGCCUUGCUGAGUACCGCUUUUUACUAGAUACAGUUACUAGUGCGGUUGAAUCCAAGGUCUCCACAAGGGCCAAACUAACCUGCAAUUACACUUUGGAAGAUCUUCUGUCGGUGACUGAAUAUAUCGUCGCAAAUUUCGUUAAAAUCAAAGCAAAACGACUCGAAAUAAAAUCCUCAUCCGACGCGACCAUGCAGCUUGAGUUGAAAGCCCUCAACUGUUGCUUUAACUGGUCUCUAAGAUUGUUCACUGCCAUUCUACAGCUAGCAAAACUCCAGCAACCAGAACAACUGGACAUUAUCAUACAGAAACUUCACAAAAUAGUCAAUCCCGCCCGUACAAUUCUCCGACCUAGCGAAGAUCAAAUCGAAGACAUUCUUGCAACUGAACUGAACCACAGAAACGCCUUCAAAGAUUUGUAUACAGCCAGCUGUCUAUACAAAUUUGGUCUUGUCCUGGCAAGCAUUGCCCCAUCGACGAGCACAUCCUCCAGCAUUAGCACAUUCUGCCAGAAAUUUAUCUGCUCCAAGUUUCAGUCCAAAUCCGGCAGCAGCGGCCAACUGUCUUCGCUACUGGAAGGUCUCACAGCAACGAUAGAUUUUCCCAAAAUUAAACAACUUGCGCUAGCUUUGGGCGAAGAUUUGGUUGCCUCGAAAGAUGAUGACCGGCACUUUGCCGGCUUACAGCGAAUCCAUUAUCCAGCUCUGUUCCGAGAAUUAUCUAAAGCCUUCAUAAAGUGCAUCCAGGGAGGAAUUCGCUCCAACAGAACCACUGUACAGAAAUUCGUGCUUUGGGAACAGACCUGUGAAAUCCUAAAGCAUUUCUCGGAGGUAACCAAGCAAGCGGACAGUUCGAAAAUGUACGCAUGCUACAUGCGCUACUCUCACACCUGCUUGAAACUUUUCCAGCAAACCGGUCUUAAAGUGCUGGAAGAUGUCCUUAAAGUAUCAGCCGAUCGAGUAAGUCAUCUGUUGAGCACGCUACAGCACAGUACCCGGUAUCUACAUAACAUUUGCUGCUACUCAAAAAAUGUUAAGGACAACAGUUUAACGGCACAGAUACCAUUCCUCAGGGAAACAGUGGAAACGCUCAUUUAUAGCGUAAAGGCCAUCUUAACUGCUAAUGGAUGUGCGUCGGUCUUCUGGAUGGGUAACUUGAAAAACAAAGAUAUAAACGGAGAAAUAAUCUUAUCCCAGGGCUCCGAGAUUGAGCUUGCAGAAGAGAGUGCCGAUUCAGAUAUUGGAGACUUCCUGAGUGAUGAGGAAAGCGCUGGAAAUCCGCAACUUGGAUUACUACGUCGAACCGACUCGAAAGAGAAAUCAUCACAGAGUAACUGUUUUUAG
Molecule: messenger RNA, 4275 nt
Organism: Sabethes cyaneus
Lineage: Eukaryota; Metazoa; Arthropoda; Insecta; Diptera; Culicidae
Gene: Fancd2
Product: Fanconi anemia group D2 protein
Exons: 1
Coding region: 1-4275 (1424 amino acids)
Biological process (GO): double-strand break repair involved in meiotic recombination; interstrand cross-link repair; homologous chromosome pairing at meiosis
Cellular component (GO): nucleus; condensed chromosome
Molecular function (GO): DNA polymerase binding
Source: RefSeq, a predicted model, not a curated record